Messenger RNA from Debaryomyces tyrocola, 2076 nucleotides. NCBI's taxonomy places the organism in Eukaryota, Fungi, Ascomycota, Pichiomycetes, Serinales, Debaryomycetaceae. The record is from the annotation of a GenBank genome assembly.
AUGGAAUCUGGCCCUGUUUCAGGUCUCAGACCGUCUAAUGCUAAUGUAACAGACUUUGAGUUAUGGAUACGGAUGGCUACAGACAAUAAGAUCAAUGCCAAUAAUUCGUGGAAUUUCGCUUUAAUUGAUUUUUUUCAUGAUUUAUCACUAUUACGAGAAGGCAAGAGUAUAAAUUUUCAAAAAGCAUCUGCCACUCUAGAUGGCUGUGUAAAGAUAUAUUCCUCGAGAGUCGAUUCAGCAGCUACGGAAACUGGUAGGUUAUUGAGUGGAUUGGCAGCUUCUAAAUAUCAUAAACCGAACGUCGAGGAUAACGAAGAAGACGAAAAAGAUGAAGAAAACGAGGAAGUUAGGGUUAAACAAAGAAAGAAGAAUACAGUAUUAGAAAGCACGUUAGUUAACUCAUUUGAACAAAUACGGACGAAAAAAAUAGACUUUGAGUUUGUCGUUGAUCCGGUUUUCAAAAGGGCGUUGUCAGACUUCGACGAAGGGGGAUCUAAAAGCUUGUUGUUGAAUAUGUUAUCUAUUGACUCCACGGGAAGGAUAUUGUUCGAUACGACGAGUGAUUCAAAAACCUUGGCAAUUGAUAACAGUAACGAGACAGACAUAGAAAAAGAAUUUGGAAUUGAUGAUGCUGAUACGUCUGUAGAUAGUGCUGAAGUUGAUAUCAAUAAUCUAGAGGCUCUAUUUUUCAAUAAUCUCGAAGAGUUAGAUAACUUUCGAGUAUGUCCGUCAAUGGAUGCUCUUCAAGACAUUGUUACUCAAGGUGCUGACAAUACUAACGUUCUCGAGCAAAUUGAAAAGCAAAAAGCGGAAUAUGAGAAUGAACAUUAUGACGACAACGACUAUGAUAAUGCUGGUUCAGUGUUUUUUGAUAAUGAUGACUACGAAAUCCACGACGAUACUGGUAUGGGAUUGGGUGAUAAUUCAAUGAAUGUGACGUUUCAGAAAUUAUUUGAUGAAACAUUUCAAAGAGAACAAAAGGAUAAAGACGGAAUAGAAGAGGUAAGUGAUAUUCCUGAUUAUGAUCUAUUAGCAUAUUUUGAUCAAGCAUUGAGAAAGAAUUGGACGAAAGGGCAUGAAAAUUGGAAGGUACGAAAUUUGAUGAAAAAGAGGAAUGAAAAAGGAGAAAUAAGAAGUCAAAGACAUGAAGUUACCACCAAAAAGAAAGAUAUUCUGACUAUUGAUUUCUUGAGUGAAGAGGAAAUCGAUGAGGACGAACUAUUUUCUGAAUCGGUAGCCAGGAUUAUAAUACCCAAACAUCAAUGGAUAACUCAAGACAAGCACCGUUUACCAGACGAUAUACACUUUACUACCAAAAGAUUAAUACAUUUAUUUGUGAAGCCCUUGACUAUAUUAAAGACUUUCAACAAAAGAAAAAUUAUACCCUAUGAAAGUAUGAAAGAUAAGACUGAUGAAGUUUUUGCCAAUGAAGAAUAUUGGUCUGAAAAGUACAAGGAAAACGAGGAAAUGGAACGGUCAAGAAGAAUGAAUGAUAUUUUGCGUGAAGACUUACAGGAAUUACACAAGUCGUACGAUCAAUCAUUUUUCCAAGAUACAUUGGGGAAUUUUCAAGAUGAUAAUGAUUACAUUGAUCCAAUGGAAGGGGGUGAUUUGAAUGAAUUAUUCAAUGGGUAUGGAUCGCAAUUGGUUACAAGUCAGAGCCACAUUAAACCAACGCAUAUCAACUUUUCAAAAGUUGCAAAAAGGGUUGAUGUCAAAUUAUUGAAGAAUAAUUUAUGGGAAAUACUAAAGGGCGACUCCAUAUUCAACAGUGAGGGGUUGAACAACGAUAAAGUAGAAAAAUUUGAGAACUACAUGGAAAAUCAGAAGAAUUCGCAACAUCUGGAAGGGGAGGGUGCUCCGGAGGAGUCCACAAAAUUUAGCAAAAUUUUGAAUAACCUCACCAACAAAUAUUCGAAAGAAGAAAAGAACGACCUAUCAACUAGUUUCUGCUUUAUUUGUUUAUUACAUUUAGCGAAUGAAAACGGGUUUACAAUUGAAAAUACCCAUGACAAUUCGGACUUAAUAAUUAAAAACAAGACAAUUGACGAUAAUAUAAAUGACGCGCAUAUAUAG